CUCCCCGACUAUUCGGAUAACAUCAUCAUCAUCAUUUCUCCAUUUACAUGGACAUAACCUCUUCUCAAAAAUGCAAAUCCCGGCACCAAUCCGAACACCAACGUGGGUAUCCACGCGCCGCAUAUUCGAACAAAAACUUUCCGACCUCCACAAAUGCACCAACCCUCACCACUUAAACCAGCUUCACGCGCUCAUUUACAAACACAAUCUUCAUCAAGACCCAUUUGUCAUCCCCAAACUCAUUACCGCCUUUUCCCUUUGCCGCCAAAUGCCUUCCGCCGUCAAAGCCUUUGACCAAGUCAACGACCCAAAUGUUCAUUUGUUCAAUACCAUGAUUCGUGCCUAUGUUUACAACUCUCAAAAUCUUGAAGCUUUUUAUGUUUUUUUCAAGAUGCAGAAUUUAGGUGUUUUUCCUGAUAAUUUUACUUACCCAUUUUUGUUAAAAGCUUGUUUAGGCCAAAAUGAUUAUAAUUUGGUUAAAAUGAUACAUGGGUGUAUCGAAAAAUUCGGGUUUAGUUCGGAUGUUUAUGUUCCAAAUGCAUUAAUUGAUUCGUAUUCUAGGUGUGGGUUAGUUGGUGUUGGUGAUGCUAGAAAAGUGUUUAGAUUAAUGGGUGAUGUUGAUAUUGUUUCUUGGAAUACUUUAAUUGGUGGUUUAGUUAAGGCGAAUAAGUUGCAAGAAGCACGCAAACUGUUUGAUGAAAUGCCUGAACGAGAUAUGGUUAGUUGGAACACGAUUUUGGAUGGUUACGCGAAAUCCGGGGAGUUAAAUGAGGCUUUUGAGUUGUUUGAGAGAAUGCCUGAGAGGAAUGUGGUGUCUUGGUCUACUAUGUUGACAGGUUAUAGUAAGUCCGGAGAUAUGGAUAUGACUAGAAUGUUGUUUGAUAAAAUGCCAGUUAAGAAUAUGGUGAGUUGGACGAUUAUUAUAGCCGGGUAUGCUGAGAAAGGGCUUGCAAAGGAAGCUGUUGAUUUGUAUGAGAGAAUGGAGGAGGCUGGAUAUCGGCCUGAUGAUGGGGCGAUUAUUAGUAUUUUAGCUGCUUGUGCUGAGUCGGGUUUACUUUGGUUGGGUAGACGUGUUCAUCAGUCUAUUAAACGGAAUAGGUAUCAAUGUAGUACACUUAUUGAAAAUGCGUUGGUUGAUAUGUAUGCCAAAUGUGGUAGCUUGAGUAAAGCGUUAAGUAUCUUUAAUAGGAUGGAUAAGAAAGAUUUGGUUUCUUGGAAUGCUAUGAUUCAUGGGUUAGCAAUGCAUGGACAUGGAGAUGAAGCACUUGAGCUUUUUUUGAAGAUGAAAGAAGAAGGAUUUGUUCCGGAUAAAGUUACAUUUGUUGGCGUUUUAUGUGCUUGUACUCAUGGAGGAUUUGUUGAUGAAGGGAUUCAGUAUUUUUACACCAUGGAACGAGAUUAUGGGAUUCCUCCAGAGAUUGAACAUUAUGGUUGUGUGAUUGAUUUAUUAGGUCGUGGAGGGCGUCUUCAAGAAGCAUUUAGGUUGGUUCGUACCAUGCCAGUUGAACCAAAUGUGAUCAUAUGGGGUGCGCUUUUAGGGGCCUGCCGACUUUAUAAUGCAGUGGAACUUGCGCAGGAUGUGUUAGAACACUUGAUUAAACUAGAACCUCAAAAUGCAGGAAACUAUUCUACGUUGUCCAAUAUAUAUGCUGCAACCGGAAAUUGGGCCAAUGUUGCUGAUGUAAGGUUAAAAAUGAAGAAUACUGGCAAUGCAAAGCAGUCGGGUGCUAGUUUGAUUGAAUUAGACGGCGGGGUUCAUGAAUUUACUGUAAAAAAUACCAUGCAUCCUGCAAAUGACAAGAUAUAUCAGAUGGUUGACGGAUUGAGUGACCAUAUUAAAAAGGUUGGUUAUUUCCCAGAUGCGAUAUGCUAAUGAAUGCAGAUGAAGUCUUUAAGGGUAGCGUCGUGAUGUUUGAAACUCGAUAUGCCUCAAGUAAUACUGUAAAAAACUUUACUCACCCCUUUGGGGAAGUGACUUGACUGAUCUGGUUGAAUGCUUGAAUGUAUACUCAUACUGAGCCAUAAUCAUAUACCCCUAAAUACAAAACCUGGUGCAGUGAUUCAUUAUGUAAUUAGCUUUAUAGUUUCUUGUAUACAUGAAAUGUUUAUUCC
Erigeron canadensis is the source of this 2112-nucleotide messenger RNA. RefSeq names its product pentatricopeptide repeat-containing protein At3g29230. Gene Ontology annotation, molecular function: RNA binding; protein binding. The transcript has a single exon. NCBI's taxonomy places the organism in Eukaryota, Viridiplantae, Streptophyta, Magnoliopsida, Asterales, Asteraceae. The record is from RefSeq and is a predicted model, not a curated record. Gene Ontology annotation, biological process: RNA modification. The coding region runs from base 71 to 1873 and encodes 600 amino acids.